Parathielavia appendiculata is the source of this 1188-nucleotide messenger RNA. RefSeq names its product WD40 repeat-like protein. The transcript has 3 exons. The coding region runs from base 1 to 1188 and encodes 395 amino acids. Gene Ontology annotation, molecular function: ubiquitin binding. Gene Ontology annotation, cellular component: cytoplasm; nucleus. The record is from RefSeq and is a predicted model, not a curated record. NCBI's taxonomy places the organism in Eukaryota, Fungi, Ascomycota, Sordariomycetes, Sordariales, Chaetomiaceae. Gene Ontology annotation, biological process: proteasome-mediated ubiquitin-dependent protein catabolic process; ubiquitin recycling.
AUGCAGUCCGCCGACCCUCGACACUUUUUUGAGACCGACGCGGAGCAGGAAAAGAGGCAGCGCCGGGCAGCCAAAGCUGGCAACAAGUAUGGCAACCCCAUCAUUCUGAAGUCCAAGAUCCUGGCUGCUGUGCCCGAUCCCAGAUGGCCGUCCUCGGCCCUCUUGGUUGCAGAGUCAGCCGGGGCUGUGCGUCUGGUGAAACUCAACGAUCCCGAAGACACCAAGACGGCCUAUCGCGGCCCAACUGCCCCUGUCUGCUGCGUCGCUGAAGGCGGGCCCGAGUCAAGCAUUGUCUUUGCCGGGUCCUGGGACAACACUGUCUGGUCUUGGGACCUAGCCACGAGAACGCCCGGACGGAAAUACGUCGGCCACACAGAUUUUGUCAAGGCCGUUGUGUGCGCAAAGGUUGGGGGCAAGGACCUCCUGAUCAGCGGUGGUGCCGACAAGAAGAUCAUGGUCUGGGACAUUGCCACGGGCGCACGGCUGCACACGCUGCAGGACAGCGAGGUCAACAUGCUCAGCAUACAGGACCUGGUGGUGGACCACGCGUCGUCGACUGAGGGGGAGGUGAGUCUCAUCAGCGCCAGCAGCGACCCGCACAUCCGCCGGUGGAAGAUCCGGCUGGACGGGUGGGAGCAGGUCGUCGACACGUCUCCCGAGGCGCCGGGCACGGACCGCCGGACCAUUUUGGAGCACGAGACCACCGUGUACAAAUUGGUUCUUGACCAUGACGGCGACGAAGUCGACCUGUGGACUUCGAGCGGCGAUGGUACAGCCAAGUGUCUGUCAAGGCUGAGGAAUUUCACCUGCGAAGACACCUUCCACCACGGAGAUCAUGUCCGCGCUGUGGCUGUCACGGACCAGUGGGUCAUCACGGCUGGUAGGGACGAGGAUAUCAAGUUCUGGGACAGGACCUCGGGCAAGCUCUACUGCUCGCUUGCGGGACACUACGACGAGGUCACGGAACUGGUCAUCCUCAGGGGCCCAGGCGGCUCGGGCGAACGGGUUUGCAGUGUGAGCAUUGACGGCACUAUCCGGACGUGGCCACUGGAGAAGGCCGGGUUGGAUGCUGCCGUCAAGGAGCAGGAAAAAGCCGUGGACGAGGAGAAGCAGGAGGUGCCUGGAGAGGGCCUGUUAAGUGCUGAAGAGGAGGCCGAGCUCGCUGCUCUCAUGGAAGACGAUGAAUAG